Messenger RNA from Eruca vesicaria subsp. sativa (arugula), 312 nucleotides. NCBI's taxonomy places the organism in Eukaryota, Viridiplantae, Streptophyta, Magnoliopsida, Brassicales, Brassicaceae. The record is from the annotation of a GenBank genome assembly.
AUGAUCUCAGUUGCUACUCGAUUUCCAACCACAGUCACUACUUCAUCACAGCAGUGCUGGAAGCAGUUCAGUGCUUGCCGAACACGCUCAAUAGUAAUAGACAGCCCAAGAAACCAAGGUGGAUUGUUCAGGACAGCUCACCGAACCGUUUACCAUGAAGGUAUGGACGGACACAAUAGAUUAGAAACUAAAGAUUCCACGCACACCAAUAGGGGCUAUGAAACACAUGGGAGAGUGAAGAAGAGCCACCAAAACCUUCAAAAGCCCGCUCAGCAACACACACAACCCAUCACAGCUGACGAAGAGAUCUAA